AUGAGUUCCAUAGGCAAAGUCCGCUUGUGUUCUCAAAGGAACUGCGAGAGAACCCUUCCAGCGAUAUCUAAGACCAAUAUAUGCAAUUAUUGUACCACGAAGCUGCGGUCGCGGAGGUCUUUUUCUGCCCCGCAAAGCGCGUCAAACGGGAGAUUUGGCAUCUUUACGCCCUCGGGCGAGCUUUCUGAGCACGUCUCGUCUUUUUCUGGCUCCAGCUUGGCUCUCCCCGCUGGCCCCGGACAUGUCCCAUCUUCUAUCGUUCCAUCUCAACAACAUCAUGGGUUUUCGACUAUAGUUCCCCCUCAAUCUACGCGUCUCGUACGCGUUCUGGCCUCCACUUCCGGGAUUCCUAUGCUAGAACACUUCAACUCUCGUGGAGAACUAAUUCAAUCAGUACCCAGGCUUCGGCUGCAAGGAAAUCAACACGUCGUACCAGGCGAUUCAACUGGAACCAGCCCACGCAUCUGUUAUAAAUGCACAUCCUCUAUGCCGCGACAUUACAUCGGGAAAGUCUGUCCGAGCUGCUGGGCCGAGAACGCAUGCCCUUCGGAACAGGGAGUACAGAUGCCCAACAAGGAGCACCCUGCUCCGAUCUCGUUCCCGUUCGUUCAAAUGUCGCAGCCAAAGGAUGCUGUUGAAGUGACAAGCCCAAAAAGUACGGACAACGACACCCUUUCUGUUAUUUCACACCAACCCCCAGUAGUCAAUAACGGGGACACUCAUGGAGAUGUUGAAAUGAAAACAGCUGAAUUGACUCAUCCGGAGGUCGAAGGCGUGGACCCAUCUGUUCAGUCCGGGCGGGCAACGGCGGAGACAUCCAGUCCCAAAGAGUCUUCCCAGAUUGAACCGCCGAAUAAACGUCAGAAAUUAGCUCAUGUCAUCGUACCCACAAUAGCAAUACCGCCUGCACCGCCUAUGCAGCCUACGCCACUUGUUCAGCCCACAUCAUUAGUUCAGUCCCCGCCGCCAGAUCCAUCUACGCCCAGUGAGGAAGUACCGAAGACUGCACCAGAUACUCUGAAGCCAAAGAAGAAUGUCGCUUCAAAACCUCCUCGUGCGCUUAAGCUAUGUUCAAGCCCCGACUGCACAGGAAUUGUUUUCUUCGAUUCCUCGGCCACGAGGUGCUUGCAGUGUGUCAAGCGCGAUUGGAAAUCAAUGAAGGCGAAACGCCUUCCAGAGGCAAGCCAACAGAAUGGGGAACAUGUGACUUCCGCCUUCGCCGCCGCCACCACCACCACCACCACCACCUCAGAAGCACCAGGAGAAAAGCAGAGAAACAAGAAGAAAUCUGUGACAUGGGCAGACCGACUGACACCGACGUCUGCAAUAUCUGAAGAAUCUGGGCUCCCAGACGUAUCCAGAGCAAAGGCACUGAUCAUCAAGAUCCCCCGUCUCAAAGAUAUCAAAAAUGACGACCUUCCCCUGAAUAUCGCGAACCCUGAUUGCAAAACUGUGGCAGAGGGUAUCCCGUCCUUCAUCCAGGGUUCGUCGAAAGACGGAGCGCCUGCUGUGCCAGCAGAGUCGAAACAAGAUUCUCCGGAACUAGAUACGAAAGAGGAGGUCCCUUUGGCCCGACCGCCCACGUCUCCUACCGACAAGCAAAGUGAAGCCUCCUUCGAAUCCAACGCACUUUCUUCAACCCCCAGUCUGACCGACAAAAUGGACCGCAAUGUAACUGACACGAUUAGUGGUUGGGACAGCGACCUCUCUGAGCUAACCGAUUCAACCCGAACGGAAUCUGAAGUCGCGUCUGACGAAGCUGAAUCGGACAAGGAGGAUGAAUCUACGACCUCUGGUUUCAAAAUCCGUAUCCCAGCUCGCCCUACUGGUAUCUACUCAAGAAAGUGCGGGUCGCCAAAGUGCAACCAGCUCCUGCCUUUAAGUUAUCGGUGGAAGUCCUGCGUCAUGUGCCGAGCUCGCGGCCGGGAAUAUCAGCGCAGACGACAGAACUUGAAGGGCAGGCAUACUCGACUGGACGAAGAGCUCGCGCGGGUGCAAAAUACGGGCCCACCCCUCCCUGGUGGCUUCCUCGCAGAUGCUCAGGAAAUUAGCCAGGAUCCAGUCACCCUUAUCGCCGGUGCUAGAUUGUGUUCUGUUCGCGAUUGCACCUACAUCAUCCCACCCGUCAGUGAAUACCGGUGGAAAAUGUGUGCACUAUGCCGUCUUCGCAGACGAGAGAGAAAGCGGCUGGAGAAGGUCAGCAAGGAUGCCACUGGUACGGAGCCUGAGACUUUGGAAAUGAAUAAGCUAGAAUUGGAUCCAACGAAGGCUCUUCGAACAUUGGCAGGUCUUCCAAAGCGUGGCCCUGUGUUAGGAAGGUGUCAAAGUGUAGACUGUGGUGUAGUACUAAAAGGAAAACCAACAUCAAGUCUGUGCAAGCAAUGCAUGGGAAGACAACUGUGGUUAGUCAAGGAGAGCGGGAACGCACCAGAAGCACAAGCCAUAUUGCGUCAGGCUUCUCAAGCCCAUUCGAAGCCGCAUGGACCUACCCCUUACCCUCAGUACAAAUGUUUCGUGGUUCUCCUGGCAGACUUCAAGAAUCGACUCAACGGGUUCCUCAAAGGGCAGGCCCUCUUCUAUCUGUUCAAGUCUGCCGAGCCAAAGGUCGCAGCCGCGAAGACUAUGUUCGCCUUCGAUGGCGAAUAUUCAAUCGUCGCUGUUGAUUUCGAUAUUGUUGGACACAAGGACAAGAUCGAUGGCAAUGCACUGAAGAUGAAGAGGGAAUUCGAGCGCGUAGGUAGAGUUAAAUUCCAUUCGAAACGACUCGUAUCUGUGCUGGACGGCGGAGGGGUCUCCAUUCGAUUUGUCUGCAAUUACCAAGUCCCGAUCCUUCAGCCAAUGCGGGAGAACGAUGGGAUUUCAAUCUCUACCUUUGCGAAGACAAUGCAAGGAGAACUCGAGAUUGCCGUCGUUCCGGACCGUUCUCAUCGCUUUCUACCAGGCCAUCGGACGAUCAUUCGUUUCCGUCUCCUGGGUUGA
Cyclocybe aegerita is the source of this 2979-nucleotide messenger RNA. The record is from the annotation of a GenBank genome assembly. Lineage: Eukaryota; Fungi; Basidiomycota; Agaricomycetes; Agaricales; Hemipholiotaceae.